Messenger RNA from Corylus avellana, 800 nucleotides. It is a transcript of the gene UBC10, whose product is annotated as ubiquitin-conjugating enzyme 10. The record is from RefSeq and is a predicted model, not a curated record. Lineage: Eukaryota; Viridiplantae; Streptophyta; Magnoliopsida; Fagales; Betulaceae.
AGGCAAUUGUUUUUCGUAAACAAAAGUCACCACCUCACCGAAUCCCCAAUUCCUUCCCCUUUUCCUUUCCCUCACGAAGAAACCCACACGAAGGAGGAUCUCUCUGUCUCGAUCUUUUGUGAAAUCAGAAGUUUCGCAGAUGGCGUCGAAGCGGAUCUUGAAGGAGCUCAAGGAUUUGCAGAAAGAUCCUCCUACUUCUUGCAGCGCCGGCCCCGUUGCCGAAGACAUGUUUCACUGGCAAGCAACAAUUAUGGGUCCUCCAGACAGUCCUUAUGCUGGGGGUGUUUUCCUAGUAACUAUCCAUUUUCCUCCAGAUUAUCCCUUUAAGCCACCAAAGGUAGCAUUCAGAACAAAGGUGUUUCACCCAAAUAUAAACAGCAAUGGGAGCAUUUGCCUUGACAUCUUGAAGGAGCAGUGGAGCCCUGCCCUAACCAUUUCCAAGGUUUUGCUUUCAAUUUGUUCGCUGUUGACGGACCCAAAUCCAGAUGAUCCUUUGGUGCCAGAGAUUGCUCACAUGUAUAAGACAGACAGGAACAAAUAUGAAACAACUGCAAGGAGCUGGACCCAGAAAUAUGCCAUGGGCUAAGAAAGCUGUGGUAUGUGGGGGAGGGGACUUUUGUUUUUACCAUGUUUCCGCAUAUGUAUCAAUGUUUGUUGUCUCUCUAUCCUAAAUUGAACCAAAGAAAGAGGUUCAUAACAUGUCGUCAUUCAAAGAUGAAAGAAACACAUAUGUUCCUGUCUUGUUUGUAUGGAUAAUUUGAUCUUUAGAACAAUGGAAUGUGUCCGUAUUAACAUUGUUA